AUGUCUAAAGAUACACGUUUGACUACUAAAAGCAUCAAAAAUGGUGUUAAUAGCGUUACAUGCUGUUUUUGUGAUUAUGUUCCGCCUGCCGAAAGUGUACCUAAAGACGUUCUGCCUGCCAUGAACAACUGUAGAAAUCUCAGAUACAUUUUCGAUGGUUGCCUCAGGUCUUUCGAUGGUUUGAAAACAUUGACCAAACCAAUUCUGGAUAAAAAUGAUGAAAUAGAAUUGGAAAUUAAAAAGAUUUCUGAACAUACAACUGCGUUAUGUAAAGAUUUUUGCGAACUAAAGCAAUUUGUAGUAGCAAAUGGUGAUAGGUUGAACCAGAUCAACAGCGUCGACAAUACGCUCGAUAAAUCAUUUGACAAUUUCAAGCAGCAGAUGAAUGAAUCUUGGACUGUUAUUGUUAAAUUCGCCAGUUUUGUCAUCAAAAACAGAGUCAUGCGUAGUAUUUCGAAAAUUAAGUCUCUCGAGGGUGAAUUCAACAAAAUCAAAAUCAGUCAUGAUCUAACACGUGAUCAGCGCGUUGAGCUGCGAGAAUUGAUUGCCGAAGCUAAAACUAAAGAAGCUAAUGUAUUAAAUUUUGGUCUUCUUAAUAUAAGGUCUGUUAUAGCAAAGUUUAAUGUUGUUUAUCAAUUGUUAUCUGGUGGAUUGGACAUUUUCCUUUUGUGUGAAACGUGGCAUGGUUCUCCUGAAGAUCCUUCUAUUCAGUUGGCCAUGCCGCCAGGUUUUAGUUUCUUGCAAGUGUUGAAGCCUCAUGAUCCUUACCAUGGUGGUCUUAUUGUUUUUUUCAAGAAGAUGUUCAAGGCCAGGAAAAUUGAAGUUCCGGUUUUUCAGACCUUCGAGGCUAUUAUAGUUGAAUUUUCUUUUGAGCGUCGCAAAGUUUUUGUUUUUGGUAUUUACAGACCAGGUUCAAAAUUGGUCACAUCUUUGUUUUUUGGUGAGCUGACAUCGGUGUUGGAACAUUUAUUUGCAUUGGGUGAUGGUUUGAUAGUGGCUGGGGAUUUUAACAUUCAUAUUGAAAGGCCUGGUGAUACACACUCAAUUAAUCUGCUUGAAAUAUUUGAUUCGUUUCAGUUAACAAACGUGGUUAAUGAGCCUACUCAUAACUUGGGUGGCACACUUGAUUUAGUUGCGUCCACUCCUGAUAUUCCUUUGUCUAAUUGUAGAGUGGAUCCCAGUGGUGUUUAUUCAGAUCAUGGUCUGAUUAAUGUUUCAUUCUCGGUAAUGGAUGUAUCAGAAGUUGAUCAUAGUUCUCUUGACUUUUUCAAGUUUUUUAAAAGCAAAAUUGAUGAUGUUCGUAAUUCAACGAAUCAUUGUGAUGAACCAACAUUCACUCCAUGUGAUCUUGAUGAAGAAUCUUUUUUUUCAAACUUCUCGCUGUAA
Molecule: messenger RNA, 1386 nt
Organism: Helobdella robusta
Lineage: Eukaryota; Metazoa; Annelida; Clitellata; Rhynchobdellida; Glossiphoniidae
Exons: 4
Coding region: 1-1386 (461 amino acids)
Molecular function (GO): catalytic activity
Source: RefSeq, a predicted model, not a curated record